This is a messenger RNA of Oncorhynchus nerka (sockeye salmon), 4192 nucleotides long. RefSeq names its product myosin-7B-like. The transcript has 5 exons. Lineage: Eukaryota; Metazoa; Chordata; Actinopteri; Salmoniformes; Salmonidae. Bases 1 to 1305 code for a protein of 434 amino acids. The record is from RefSeq and is a predicted model, not a curated record.
AUGAGGUACCGUAUCCUGAACCCCAUGGCUAUCCCUGAGGAAUCCUUUGUGGACAGCAGGAAGGCUGUUGAGAAGCUGCUGAGAUCGCUGGACACAUUGACCACACCCAGUACAAAGACAAAUCCAGUAAAACAUCUUGGCGUUUACAGUGGUGAAGAACUGGCCCUGCUUUUCUUCAAGCUCAGGCCUCUCCUGAGGAGCACCACGGCAGAGGAGCUGGCCCUGCUUUUCUUCAAGCUCAGGCCUCUCCUGAGGAGCACCACGGCAGAGAAGCUGGCCCUGCUUUUCUUCAAGCUCAGGCCUCUCCUGAGGAGCACCACGGCAGAGAAGCUGGCCCUGCUUUUCUUCAAGCUCAGGCCUCUCCUGAGGAGCACCACGGUAGAGAAGGAGCUGGCCCUGCUUUUCUUCAAGCUCAGGCCUCUCCUGAGGAGCACCACGGCAGAGAAGCUGGCCCUGCUUUUCUUCAAGCUCAGGCCUCUCCUGAGGAGCACCACGGCAGAGAAGCUGGCCCUGCUUUUCUUCAAGCUCAGGCCUCUCCUGAGGAGCACCACGGUAGAGAAGGAGCUGGCCCUGCUUUUCUUCAAGCUCAGGCCUCUCCUGAGGAGCACCACGGCAGAGAAGCUGGCCCUGCUUUUCUUCAAGCUCAGGCCUCUCCUGAGGAGCACCACGGCAGAGAAGCUGGCCCUGCUUUUCUUCAAGCUCAGGCCUCUCCUGAGGAGCACCACGGCAGAGAAGCUGGCCCUGCUUUUCUUCAAGCUCAGGCCUCUCCUGAGGAGCACCACGGCAGAGAAGGAGCUGGCCACACUCAAGGAGGAGUUUGCCAAGUUGAAGGACAUGUUUGACAAGUCUGAGGCAAAGCACAAGGGGCUGCAUGAGAGACAGGUGGCCCUGAUCCAGGAGAAUAAUGACCUGGCCCUACAGCUGCAGGCAGAGCAGGACAACCUGAUGGCUGCAGGUUGUGACCUGCUGAUCAAGGCCAAGGUCAUAGAGCUGAAGGAAAGACUUGAGGAUGAGGAGAUGAACGCCAGCCUGAACGCCAAGAACCACAAGCUGGAGGACGUGUGUGCAGAGCUGAAGAAAGACAGAUCUGGAGAUCACCAUGGCCAAGGUGGAGAAGGAGAGACAUGCCACAGAGAACAAGGUGAAGAACCGGAUGGAGGAGAUAGGUGUUCUGGGCGAGUCCAUAAUGAGCCUGACCAAGGAGAAGAUGGCCCUGCAGGAGGCCCACCGGCAGCCCGAGUCCAUCUUGUGUCUGACCAAGGAGAAGGCGGCCCUGCAGGAGGCCUACCAGCAGGCCCUGACUAACCUGCUGGUCGGGGAGGAUAAGGUCAAUAUGCUGAGCAAGGCCAAGGUCAAGCUGGAGCAGCAAGUGGACAAUGUUAGUAAAGGGACAUGAAAAACACACUUCACCACAUACAGUAGCCUAACUAGCUCCUUAGUUAAACACAUAGCGUCUGUCAAUCAUUAAAAUGAAGGGUCACACGGCACAGCAUGACUUUAAGUUAUUAAUUUGUCAGAAAGUUAAACUGACCUCGAGAAGCUAACCAAACUCACCUUUCUCUGCUUCUCGCUCUGUGUAAGCAGAGUAUAAUUGUAGGCUAGUGGAACCUGAGGCUAUGGUACCAAGAUCUCCUUCAGCCAGAACACUGAACAAAUAGCUGUAGGAGAACAAGGUCAGAGGUCACCCGUAUACAGUGCUUUUAUUCAAAACCCCUUUCAACAUUUUGUUAAGUUACAGCCCUAUUCCAAAAUGUAUUAAAUUGUUUCCCACACCCCCACCCCCCUUAUCAAUCUACACACAAUACCCCAUUACGACAAAGCAAAAACAGGUUUUUAGAAUGUUUUGCUAAUUUAUUAAAAAUAUAAAACUGAUAUGUCACAUUUACAUAAGUAUCCAGACCCUUUACUCAGUUCUUUGUUGAAGCACCUUUGGCAGUGAUUACAGCAUCACGUUUUCUGGGGUUUGACGCUACAAGCUUGGCACACCUGUAUUUGGGGAGUUUCUCCCAUUCUUCUCUGCAGAUCCUCUCAAGCUCUGUUGGGUUGGAUGGGGAGUGUCGCUGCAUGGCUAUUUUCAGGUCUCUCCAGAGAUGUUCGAUCAGGUUCAAGUCCUGGCUCUGGCUUGGCCACUCAAGGACAUUCAGAGAGUUGUCAGGAAGCCACUCCUGCAUCGUCUUGGCUGUGUGCUUAGGGUCGUUGUCCUGUUGUAAGGUGAACCUUCAACCUAGUCUAAGGUCCUGAGCGCUCUGGAGCAGGUUUUCCUGCCACUGAAAAACAUCCCAACAGCAUGAUGCUGCCACCACCAUGCUUCACCGUAGGGAUGGUGCCAGGUUUCCUCCAUUUAGGCCAAAGAGUUCAAUCUUGGUUUCAUCAGACCAGAGAAUUUUGUUUCUCAUGGUCUCAGAGUCUUUAGGUGCCUUUUCUCAAACUCCAAGUGGGCUGUCAUGUGACUUUUACUGAGGAGUGGCUUCUGUCUGGCCACUCUAUCAUAAAGGCCUGAUUGGUGGAGUGCUGCAGAGAUGGUUGUCCUUCUGGAAGGGUCACCCAUCUCCACAUAGGAACUCUGGAGCUCUGUCAGAAUGACCAUCAGGUUCUUGGUUCCUUACCAAGGCCCUUCUCCCGAUUGCUCAGUUUUCCCGGGCGGACAGCUUUAGGAAGAGUCUUGGUGGUUCCUAACUUCUUCCAUUUAUGAAUGAUGGAGGCCACUGUGUUCUUGAGGACCUUCAAUGCUGCAUACAUGUUUUGGUACCAUUCCCCAGAUCUAUGCCUCAACACAAUCCUGCCUCAGAGCUCUACAGACAACUCCUUCAACCUCAUGGCUUGGUUUUUACUCUGACAUGUUCUGUCAACUGAGGGACGUUUAUUAUAGACAGGUGUGUGCCUGUCCAAUCAAUUAAAUUUACCACAGGUGGACUCCAAUCAAGUUGUAGAAACAUCUCAAGGAUGAUCAAUGGAAACAGGAUGCACCUGAGCUCCAUUUCGAGUCUCAUAGCAAAGGGUCUGAAUACUUAUGUAAAUAAGGUAUCUUUUUUUGUUAUAAAUUUGCUAAAUUGUAUUAAAACCUGUUUUCGCUUUGUCAUUAUGGGGGUAUUGUGUGUAGAUUGAUAAGGAAAAUUAGUUUUCUUGUCAAUUUUAGAAUACAGCUGUAACGUAACGAAAUGUAGAAAAAGUCAAGUGGUCUGAAUAUCUUCAGAAUACACCGUAUAUCCAGCAUUUUUGUCAAAAUUGCUCAGUAAAUUUGGUUCGGGUUCAUUGAUAGACAGCGAUAUUUAAAUCCUGUUUUAAGCAAAUUUAAGUCAGGACUGAGACUAAACCAAUCAACACCUCUUGGAAAGCCAUGCUGGUAUGUCUUUUGCAUAAACAUGGUGUAAUUGUCCCACAGAAAUAUAAAACCUAUCCCAGGGUUAGGUUAAGACUGAGGUGGGCUUUGCUCCUUUCAUAUUUAUUUUCAUCCUAAUUCCCCAGUCCCUGCCGAUGACAAGCAUACCCAUAACAUGAUGCUGACACCACAAUACUUGAACAUACUAAAAGGAUCAACAACAUUGCAUUCACUUCAUAUUACUGGCCUGUACGACAAAGUGUAAAGAAAGAAGCCUGUGUUAAAAAAAAAAACAUUUUGUUUGCAACAAGGCUGUUAAAACCUGCUAAAACCUGCAAAUAAACGAACUUUUUGGCCUAAAAUAAAAACGACAGUAGGGGAUCAAGUUCAAUACAACAGAGUGAAACUCUUGUCUAUUUACAAAUAUUGUGGGCUGCAGCAUCAUGUUAUGGGUAUGCUUGUCAUCGGCAGGGACUGGGGAGUUUGUUAGGAUCUAAAGAAAUAUGAAACUAGCAAAGCCCAGGUAAAAUGUAACAGGAAAACCCGUCUUCUGAAAUGGCUUUCCAAGACGUGUGGAGUGUUCUUGAGUGGUCUAGUCUCAGGCCUGACUUAAGUCUGCUUGCAGAAGGAAGUGGAGGCCUGCUAGUACUCCUUGAUUAAACUCUUGUGCUUUCAGAUGACUGCAAUGGGUGUUAAGUAUUUGACAUGUGUGUUCAAAUAGCAAUGAUUUGUGAUAAGACUAACACAAACCAACGCCAUGUUAAAAGAUUAAAUACUUAAAUAGCCUUUGACAGGACUGUCCAUUGUCAACAAUACAUUGUACUUUACAUCCAUGUGUUGUAGUGAAUUAAAGCACUUAAAUAAAAAGACAAA